UAACAAUCCUAACCUCGUCGUCUCAUAUGCUUCCUCAACUUCAACGUUGCAUGGCAUGGUUCCGGAUCUGCACAUAUAGCAACCGUUGACUCCCACCCCUCCUCCUCCUCCUCGUCGUCGUUCGUCGUGAAAGGGUGGUCUGUUCUUUCAGUCGUCUCAUUCUCUUCUUGACUUUGGGGAUUCGUCUGCGAAUAACCUCCCAUCGCGCCCACUGAACUUCAAGUUGUAAACCAAUAACAACAAUAACAACAAUAACAAUAACAGCACUACCCCCAUCAUGACCAUCCUCGUCGGCAGGCCCCUCAACUGGGCCAUCACGGCCACCGCCGGCUCCGGCUUCCUCCUUUUCGGCUACGACCAGGGCGUCAUGUCCGGCCUGCUCACCGGCUACGCCUUCACCCGCACGUUCCCCGAGAUCGACACCACCAACGGCGGCGGCGGCAGCUCCUCGCUGCAGGGCACCGUCGUCGCCAUCUACGAGAUCGGCUGCUUCUUCGGCGCCAUCUUCUGCCUUCUCGUCGGCGAGCGCCUCGGCCGCCGCCGCUGCAUCAUGAUCGGCUGCGUCGUCCUCAGCAUCGGCGCCGCCCUGCAGGCCGCCGCCUUUGGUAUCCCGCAGAUGAUUGUGGGCCGCAUUGUCGCUGGUCUCGGGAACGGAAUGAACACGAGCACCAUCCCCGUGUGGCAUUCGGAGCUGAUGAAGGCGGACAACCGAGGCCGUGGUCUCGCCAUCGAACUGGCCAUCAACAUCUUUGGCGUUGCCCUGAGUUACUGGGUUGACUACGGUAUGAGCUUCAUCGCCAACGACGCCCAGUUCCGCUUCCCUCUUGCCCUGCAGAUCUUCUUCGCCGUCGUCACCUUCCUCGGCGUCCUCGUCCUCCCCGAGUCGCCCCGGUGGCUCAUCGCCCACGACCGCCACGACGAGGCCCGCCACGUCCUCUGGGCCGUCGAGCGCGACGCCCGCUCCAUCAGCGAGACCGAGCCCAAGCUGGAGCGCAACCUGGCCGAGAUCCAGACCGCCAUCCGCGAGGAGCGCGAGGCCGCCAACGCCGGCAGCUUCCGCAUGAUGUUCAAGAACGGCGACCAAAAGUUCUUUUACCGCACCAUGCUGGGUAUCGGAGGCCAGUUCAUGCAGCAGCUAAGCGGUAUCAACUUGAUCACAUACUACGCCCCCGUCAUCUUUCAAGAGUCCGUCGGCAUGACGCACAGCCUCUCCCUGCUCCUCGCCGGCUUCAACGGCAUCGCCUAUUUCUUCUCCUCCCUCAUCCCCAUCUGGAUCAUCGACCGCCUCGGCCGCCGCAAGCUCAUGCUCUUCGCCGCCGCCGGCCAGUGCGCCUGCAUGGCCGUCCUCGCCGGCACCGUCUCCAACGGCAGCGUGCCCGCCGGCAUCGUCGCCAUCGUCAUGCUCUUCCUCUUCAACUUCUUCUUCGCCGUCGGCCUGCUCGCCAUCCCCUGGCUGCUGCCGGCCGAGUACGCGCCCCUGGCCAUCCGCACCCGCGCCGCCGCGCUCGCCACGGCCUCCAACUGGAUCUUCACCUUCCUCGUCGUCGAGAUCACCCCCGUCAGCAUCAGGAACAUUGGCUGGCGCACCUACGUCUACUUCUGCGUCUUCAACGCCUUCUUCGUGCCCCUCAUCUACUUCUUCUACCCGGAGACCCAGAACCUCAGCCUCGAACAGAUCGACCGCCUCUUCACGGGCGGCAAGGUGCAGCUGUAUUGGAAGGCGAGCAUGGGCACCCCGGGCGAGGGGGGGACGGGUGUCGUCGACGAGAAGGACUCGGAGUCGGGCUCGGGAAAAGUCCUCCGUGUUGAGAACAAGGAAGACUCCCCUAAUUGAGAUGGACGUGACAUGUGUCGAAUGAGUUGGGGAAAUGUCCUGUUGAGAAGGGGUUUCUCUAAUAUGGUCGGAGAGAUAUGUAUUUGGCAGGAGGGAGAGAGAUAGAUGCACUGCGAGGAGAAGUCAUGAUAUCCAACGGUCAAAGUACCGUUACAAAAGUCAAAAAGGAUGGGGGAG
Molecule: messenger RNA, 2011 nt
Organism: Colletotrichum destructivum
Lineage: Eukaryota; Fungi; Ascomycota; Sordariomycetes; Glomerellales; Glomerellaceae
Product: Putative major facilitator, sugar transporter, major facilitator superfamily
Exons: 4
Coding region: 278-1834 (518 amino acids)
Biological process (GO): transmembrane transport; carbohydrate transport
Cellular component (GO): membrane
Molecular function (GO): carbohydrate:proton symporter activity
Source: RefSeq, a predicted model, not a curated record